Molecule: messenger RNA, 1372 nt
Organism: Cottoperca gobio
Lineage: Eukaryota; Metazoa; Chordata; Actinopteri; Perciformes; Bovichtidae
Gene: tusc2b
Product: tumor suppressor 2, mitochondrial calcium regulator b
Exons: 4
Coding region: 261-596 (111 amino acids)
Biological process (GO): inflammatory response; regulation of mitochondrial membrane potential
Cellular component (GO): mitochondrion
Source: RefSeq, a predicted model, not a curated record
ACCAGCCAGGAGAGAAAAAGACGAAGAAGAAGAACGUGUAACGUUAGUUAGCAUAAACAGAUAGCGUAGCUGUGUGUGUUAUCUUGUAUAGAUCUAGCAACCCACCAAGACACAUUCGUCUAAGAACAUUUCAUACCUGCGAACACACCAAGCCCCACUUUAGGUGUCAUAUUCUGAAGGUCACAUUUCAUCUGGUACAGUAACACUGUAAAACUACUGGCAGUCGUGUGACCCAAGAAAAUAAUGUGCUGCAGCUGAAGAUGGGGGGUAGCGGCUCCAAAUCCAAAGGAUUUUGGCCUUUUUCUGGCUCAGUUAGUACGGACGAGCCAACCAAAGAUGGAAAUGAGCCGUCAAUGGCGAAAGUUCGAAGUUUCCCAAGCGCAACACCUUUUGUGUUAACUAGACGAAGUUCUCUGUACUUUGAUGAAGAUGGCGACUUGGCCCAUGAGUUCUAUGAAGAGACAAUUGUGACAAAAAAUGGACGAAAAAAAGCCAAACUGAAGAGGAUUCAAAAAAACCUAACACCUCAGGGAAUUAUAAAGCUGGACAUCCCUUGCAUCCAUGUAGAUUUCCCAGUUGUUCUCUGUGAAGCCUGAUGAUGUCUGAGCAGUGUCUCAGACUAGCCACUGUGUCAACUCCGUCCUGUUGUUUCCCCUACAGUUGGAAGCCUGAACCACCUUUUAAAAUAAUAUGAUCUCUUGAUAUAUUUGAUGCCCUUAUGUGGACAGGCUGAUGCAUUGUGUGCUGAGCCUCUGCAUGUGAUCUGUUUUGGCUUGUGUGCAGUUAAGACACAGAAUAGGUCACCGAUGGAGAUCUAGAAGGAUGCCAAGUUGGCAAAACGUACUCAGUUUACUGACCAUGGUUUGUCUGCAUGUAAGUGUGAAUGUGUGUGCAGACACGGGAUGAAAUGUGACAAGAGUAUUGAAUUUAUUGCUGCCGAUAGUUUUCUGGUAUGAUUCAUUGAACUCUAAGAUUUUGAGGAGAAGGUAACCAGUUCCUCCCCGUGUCACGGUCAUAUCUCAAGCGGGAAAGGUUCAAGUGCACACUUUGUUUUUUGACACCAUCUUGACUUGCUUUAUUAUGCAUGGAACAGGAUCUGCUUAUCGGUAAUAGCCCAGGGAGUUGACAAUCAGUGGCCCACAAAGUCUAAAGUGGAUUAAUGUCAUAUUAUAUUGUUGGAUGGACUGGCUUCAAUGACCUCGGAGCCAGACAUGUACACAGCAGCAGUGAGUCUAGUAAGAUAUCCUGUUGUUUCGUUUGCUGCUUUGGCAUAAUAUGUUUCACUUUUAAUUUAUUAUAACUGUUUUUUAAUUACAAUAUCAAAUGCUAAACUGUGUCAUGGUCCUUAUUUAUAUUAAAACAUUACAGUUGA